CAUUAAAUAUACAAAAGGAAACCAAAAGGGGAGAAGGGCAGGAGAGUGUAGAAGGAUCGAAAUCCAUACUUCUUAGGGCUCUCAUUUCAUUUGAUUUUUCUUGGAGCUUCAUCUUCAAUGGACACCUGGCCUUUUCACGACGGUAACAUCCACGAUUUGCUUCACAGACGUUACCUCCAUGGCUCUCAAGACUCAAAUCGCAGCUUGCAGAUUCAUUCAUCACUGAUCCGAAGGCUUUCGCAGGAAAAAGAGUUGGAGGGGCAUCAAGGUUGUGUUAAUGCUAUUGCUUGGAAUUCCAGCGGUUCACUUUUGAUAUCUGGAUCGGAUGACACGCGGGGGCAUAUGGGUGGAUUUGUAUCUCAACAUUUAAUGAUUAAUAUAUGGAGCUACUCUGGCAGGAACCUUUUGCAUUCUUUAGAGACUGGGCACUGUGCAAAUAUAUUUUGUACAAAAUUUAUUCCCGAGACUGGUGAUGAACUUGUGGUCUCUGGAGCUGGAGAUGCAGAAGUUCGGUUAUUUAAUUUAUCUCGAUUAAGUGGGAGAGGAGCUGAUGACAAUGCUAUUUCUCCAUCAGCUACAUAUCAAUGUCACACAAGAAGAGUAAAAAAGUUGGCUGUUGAAGUUGGAAACCCCAACGUUGUAUGGAGCGCAAGUGAAGAUGGGACGUUGAGACAGCAUGAUUUUCGAGAAGGCUCUUCAUGUCCUCCUGCUGGAUCUUCUCAUCAAGAAUGUCGCAAUAUUUUGCUUGACUUGCGGUGUGGAGCAAAGAGGUCUCUAGCUGAUCCUCCCAGACAAAAUUUUGCUUUAAAAUCCUGUGAUAUCAGUGCCACCAAGCCUCAUUUGCUCCUAGUUGGUGGGAGUGAUGCAUUUGCACGGUUGUACGACAGAAGGAUGCUGCCACCGUUGUCCUCAAGUCAGAAAAAGAUGCCACCUCCUCCUUGUGUUGACUAUUUUUGUCCAAUGCAUCUUUCUGAUCGUGAACAGUCAAGCUUGCAUCUAACUCAUGUUGCGUUUAGUCCUGAUGGAGAAGAGGUUCUACUUAGUUAUAGUGGAGAGCAUGUCUAUCUGAUGGAUACAAAUCACGCAGGUGAUAGUUCUAUGCAGUAUAGUCCUGCAGAUGUUUCCCGGCUGACGAGCUUCACACUCGAUAGAGGUGAACCGACAUCUGAUGUCUGCCUGAAGGGUCAUUCUAAGGAGAGAAGUGCUAAUCUUGACAUGAGUAAGAAGCUAAUCCAAAUUGCUGAAAGAUCCUUAGAGGGGAAUAUGAAUUACUUCUACGGUAUUGAGGCUUGCAAUGAGGUGUUGGAUGGAUAUGGUCAAGUUAUUGGACUGGCAUUGAAGCAUGAAUGUCUCUGUAUGCGUGCUGCGUUGUUGCUGAAGCGGAAUUGGAAAAAUGAUGUUCCCAUGGCGAUUAGAGAUUGUCACAAUGCUCAAAAGAUUGAUGGCUCCUCAUUCAGGGCUCAUUACUACAUGUCUGAAGCUCUGUCACAGUUAGGCAAACAUAAAGAAGCUCUAGAUUUUGCUUGCGCUGCUCAAAAUUUGGCUCCUUCCAAUUUUGAUGUAGAAGAAAGAGUUGAGAGAGUUAAAAAGGACCUUGCUGCAGGUGAAGCAGAAAGAAAUAAGAAAGAAAAUGAAGGACUUUUGAGGUCCAAACCUCGAGGUGAAGCAAUGGCUUCAUUAAGUGACAUAUUUUAUCGGGUAGAGGCUAAUAGUAAUGAUGGCCCAAGAUCUGAAAGAGAAGAUUCUGAUUAUGACGAGGAAUUGGAAUUAGACUUUGACACGUCAAUGUCAGGUGAUGAGGAGCAUGAUGUUGAACCCAAUAUUCUACAUGGAAGUUUAAAUUUAAGAAUCCAUCGAAAAAGUGAUUCAGCUAGAGAAAGUGGUGGUGCAAAUGGCUCGUGUGGAUCUCCCUCAUCAUCAUCCUGUAAUGACAGAACACCGUAUCAGCCUGGGAUAGCUAUUGAUAUGAAACAAAGAUAUGUUGGCCACUGUAAUGUGGGGACUGACAUCAAGCAGGCCAAUUUUCUGGGUCAAAGAGGUGAAUAUGUUGCUAGUGGAAGUGAUGAUGGCAGAUGGUUUAUUUGGGAGAAGAAAACUGGCAGAUUAAUAAAAAUGCUCCAUGGAGAUGAUGCAGUUGUCAACUGUGUGCAGUCUCACCCUUUUGACUGUGCUGUUGCUACCAGCGGGAUUGAUAACACAAUAAAGAUUUGGACUCCGACUGCUUCAGUCCCCUCAACUGUAGGUAGUGGAACAGCAGGGCCAGAAAGUGCUGACUUUCUAAAUGUCAUGGAAGGCAACCAACAUAGAUUAGGCCGCAAUCGUGAUGCAUUCCUGGGUUUUGAAAUUCUGGAGCGUUUUCGAGUGCAUGAGUUCACUGAAGGAAACUUGCAUCCAUUUGAGUGUGCUCAGAGCUAAUCAGCUCUUGCUGACGCUUGCAGGCUCCUUCCUAUUUUGACUUAAUAUGGCUUUGCAAAAUCUUUUCCCUUCUGUGUUUCUUGAUCCAAAAAACAUUAUACUUGCGUCCUCCUUGGGCCAGUUAUCCCAGGAGUUCAUGUAUGUGAUGGAAAGUUGGUCUGUGGUGAUUGGUAACUGCUGCAUGAUAUAAUGUUAUCUUGAGUACUACUUCUAUACGUGGGUGUUUUGAAUAUCCAAUGUAAAUUUGUUUUUAUGCUUGUAAAUCCAAUAAAGUUGUUUCUUCAUGUUGAGAUGUGUUUGUGUGGUGAGUUUUUCUUGUAAAUAAUAAUCUGUGGUUGAAGAAGGCAUCUUGCAAUAUUUAACAUAACCAUAGCGCUGAUUGCGGUCUAGAAUUUGGAAAGCUGACGCUUUUGCAGAGGAGCUAGGGAUGUUUUCUGGCUGAUAGAGUGAGCCUGUAACCAUUUAGAUCCGGAAGUAGCAUCUGUUGCUGAUGCUGUAUCGAAAUAUGUAUUAUCUGGUUGCUGCUAUAAAAGUGUGUUUUUAUUUAUUUUUUUAUUUUUCCAUCGGGAAGGUAAUCUCUCAUAAAUGUGGGCAGGGAAUUGUCAAAAUUGCAAUUUCAUUCUGACCCUGAUUUUCUGUUUUUUGUUUUCAUUUCUUUUUACCUUUCCUUGUCAAUAUUACAGAGACGUCAUCUUUACCGUGCAUGGAGUGGAUUAUAUUACGGAAAGGUAAAAGAGAGUGCAUAAUUUCACCUGUCGCGUUGGUCAUGCUUUAGUCUUUUUUGGGUGCUUGAAAGAUUCAAGUCGAAAAUAAUGAGAAAUCUUUGUAAAGCGUCUUGGUUUUCCCCCUCUCCAAAGCAUUGGCCUGGUGUUGCGUUAUUAUUCCUGAUGCAUUGUGUAUAGUUAAGACUGUCUGCUCUUGGGUUUUCUUUAUAUGUCCUUUUUUUUAACAUAUAUGUAGUGUUUUUUUUCGUAAUUGUAGUGCGUACUUUUUCCUUGUGUAUAUAAUGUUACCUUUUGUUU
Molecule: messenger RNA, 3437 nt
Organism: Humulus lupulus (European hop)
Lineage: Eukaryota; Viridiplantae; Streptophyta; Magnoliopsida; Rosales; Cannabaceae
Product: protein ALTERED SEED GERMINATION 2
Exons: 20
Coding region: 118-2415 (765 amino acids)
Biological process (GO): negative regulation of fatty acid biosynthetic process
Cellular component (GO): cytoplasm; Cul4-RING E3 ubiquitin ligase complex
Molecular function (GO): protein binding
Source: RefSeq, a predicted model, not a curated record